Molecule: messenger RNA, 3319 nt
Organism: Pangasianodon hypophthalmus (striped catfish)
Lineage: Eukaryota; Metazoa; Chordata; Actinopteri; Siluriformes; Pangasiidae
Gene: lrrc1
Product: leucine rich repeat containing 1
Exons: 14
Coding region: 436-2010 (524 amino acids)
Biological process (GO): neurotransmitter receptor transport postsynaptic membrane to endosome; neurotransmitter receptor transport, endosome to postsynaptic membrane
Cellular component (GO): adherens junction; postsynaptic membrane; postsynaptic density
Molecular function (GO): protein binding
Source: RefSeq, a predicted model, not a curated record
UGGGAGGGGCUCCGGGAAAGCGUGACGCCAGCCUGGAAUGAAGGAGUGAGUUGAGUGAGUGAGUGUUUUCCGGGUCAGAAAGUGGACUAAGAGGAAAUAAACGAGGAGCAGCGCAGUAGACAUGUACAACCCGAACAAAGUAUGGAAAGUUUGUCAACAUUCCAGCUAAGACGAGUCGAGAGCGAUGAUGGAAGGGGCGAUGUUUGAGAAGUGGACUUGCUCUGUGGUUAGUGCAUGAGAGUGUGUGUGUGUGUGUGUGUGUGUGUGUGGUGAAGCCCGGCCCGGGACGUGCUCCAUCUCCUGCGUUUUGAAAUCUGAGUUGACGAUAUUAAUCGGAAGUUGCAGGCGCUUUGAUCUGAAUCGCUGUGCGUGACAGCGUCGUGUUGUGAGUAUCGCGCCUUGUGGACGAUCCGAUCCGAUCCGAUCCGAUCCGGGAUGUUUCACUGUAUCCCACUGUGGCGGUGUAACCGUCAUGUCGAGACCAUUGACCGGCGCCACUGUUCACUGCUCUAUGUCCCAGACGAGAUCUAUCGCUACAGCCGCAGCUUGGAAGAACUUCUGCUGGACGCGAACCAACUCCGAGACUUACCCAAGCAAUUCUUCCAGCUGGUGAAGUUAAGAAAGCUGGGCCUGAGCGACAACGAGAUCCAGAGACUUCCUCCUGAGAUAGCCAACUUCAUGCAGCUUGUAGAGCUCGACGUCUCGCGCAACGACAUUAUCGAGAUUCCUGAAAACAUUUCCUAUUGCAAAGCCCUUCAAGUAGCAGACUUUAGUGGCAACCCUUUGACAAGAUUGCCAGAGAGCUUUGCUGAAUUGCGGAACCUCACAUGCCUUUCCAUCAAUGACAUUUCUUUACAAGCGCUUCCUGAUAACAUUGGAAACCUUAUUAACUUGGUAUCACUGGAACUCCGAGAGAACAUGCUAACAUAUUUACCCGAAUCUCUUUCCCAGCUACACAGACUGGAAGAACUCGAUGUAGGGAACAACGAGCUGUAUAAUCUGCCCGAGACAAUAGGAUGCCUUGUGAGCUUGAAGGACCUGUGGCUGGAUGGAAACCAGCUGAUUGAAUUACCAAAGGAGCUAGGCAGCAUGAAGAACCUGCUCUGUCUGGAUGUGUCAGAGAACAAGUUGGAGCACCUCCCAGAGGAAAUGGCUGGCAUGCUCUCGCUCACCGACCUGCUGGUGUCCCAGAACCUCAUCGAUGCCCUGCCAGAGGGCAUAGGAAAAUUAAAACGACUCUCCAUUCUGAAAGCGGAUCAGAACCGCCUGGUCCAUCUGCCCGAGAGCAUCGGUGACUGCGAAAGUCUUACAGAACUGGUGCUGACUGAGAACCAGCUGCUGAGUUUGCCAAGAAGUAUUGGAAAGCUUAAGAAACUCUCAAACUUCAACUGUGACAGGAAUCGCCUGGUAUCUUUACCCAGAGAGAUAGGAGGCUGCAGCAGUCUGAACGUGCUGUGUGUGAGAGACAACCGUCUGACCCGCAUCCCUGCCGAACUUUCACAGGCUACAGAACUGCAUGUUUUUGAUGUGUCUGGAAACAGGUUGACUCAUCUGCCCAUGUCUCUUACCACGCUGAAGCUCAAGGCUCUCUGGUUGUCGGAGAAUCAGUCUCAGCCGUUGCUCACGUUCCAGACAGAUGUGGAUCCUGACACAGGGGAGAAAGUGCUCAUCUGUGUGCUUCUGCCUCAGCAGCCUUGCGAGAGUGAAAAAGGCUCCGAUAACCUGGCACGCUGCGGCGCUCUGGAGAGUCUAGUGAACGACAUGGCUGAUGACACGUGGGACACCAGAGCCAUGAAUAGAAUGAGCACCAUCCGAUUCCUAGAUGACGAUGAUGAUGAUGAUGAUGAAAAGGGAACGCUGCUGCGACGGGCCACACCGCACCCCGGAGAGCUGAGGACCAUGAAGAAGGUGGUUGAGAAUCUACGCAACGAUCUGAAUGCUGCCAAAGGCCUGGACUCCAACAAAAACGAGGUCAAUAACACUGUGGACCGAGUGACUACAUCUGUGUGACCACUUUUUACCUCCGAGAUGGCCCAGUCCCCAUCGUGUCUUCCCACAUGCACCUCAUCCAGCCUUCUCCCUGUGCUUUUUCUCCCUUGAAUGUGACUAUCCUUUCUCUGUGCUGGGUCUGUCCUGUUCUCUCCUUCAUCUCCUCAGAUCCUGAAUCAGGGAAAGACCACCAUGAUAGGUGCCUUCUUUUUUUUUUUUUUUCCCCUUUUUACAAUGUUCAGAGCAAUAAUCCUUGGAAUGCACAAUUUCUUUUAUUCCUUUUGAUUUUACAAUCCAGUCCUUUUUAAAGCUUUUUUUUUUUCGAACACUCAAAUAAGUAGAUGCACUACAUUAAGUCUUAUCCAACAUUAAAUGCUGACAGAAGCUCCAAUUUUAUAUAUAUAUAUAUAUAUAUAUAUAUAUAUAUAUAUAUAUAUAUAUAUAUAUAUAAUUUUACAUUCUAUUUUUUUAUUUAGAUUUUUUUUAAAACACUGGGUGGAUGUUUCUUUCUUCCUUUCUUUCUCCGAGUCUUUCGGGACAUGUUGAGCCCAGCUAUUUUUGGACCUACUGGUUUUCAAAAUUGUUGUAUAGAUCUUUGUGAAUAUCAAAACUUUUUGUACUUGUGGCAGCUCAGGUGGUGUUAAGCCUGGAGGGGACGGAAAAAAAAAGAUGUAUAGCAUAUUUCUUAAUCAAUGAGCAUUUUUAUUCCUGCAAAAAUAUUUGUGGUUUUACAAAGCAAUUGAACAACAUGUUUUAAUGUCUUAUACAGCAGAUAGAUUAGUGGGUGGUGCGUCGACAGCUUCAUAUUUGCUUUUUAGGUGUGCGUAUUCGUAAAUCAGCGAUGGAAAGCAACAUGUUUUUGUAUUUGAAUCUGAACAAGGGCUAACAUGGCACAGAACAGUUCCACUUUUUAUAACUGGAAUGAGAGCUGCAUCUGCAUCAGCACCACUUUUGGAUGUUACUCCAUGUAUAAAUUCGGUACAAUUAACCCUUUUAAUUACUCUUGUUUUUUAUAAUUGGGUAGUUUCCUUUUAAGUGCAGUUUUCAGAAAAAAAAAACACACAACGCACUUUUGCAACACUUUUAAAUUAUAUUCGUAUUGCCUAUCCAUUCUAUGGUACACUCCAGACUCCAUUAUAUUUUUGCAUUAUAUUUUCUCUAUUACAAACAGACCAAGGUGUUGAAAUGCUGAUUUUUUUUUUUUUUAUCCUUUAAUUAUUAUAUUUUAUGUCAGUGAUAAAGCUGCACAGAAAAAAAUGAUCUCAAAUAGAUUCUAGGCCUUUAUUAUUAUGACUUCUAACCACUGAUACAAUAAAGUGAUUUUAUCAAA